This is a messenger RNA of Penicillium malachiteum, 1218 nucleotides long. RefSeq lists its product as uncharacterized. The record is from RefSeq and is a predicted model, not a curated record. NCBI's taxonomy places the organism in Eukaryota, Fungi, Ascomycota, Eurotiomycetes, Eurotiales, Aspergillaceae. The transcript is spliced from 3 exons. Bases 1 to 1218 code for a protein of 405 amino acids. Gene Ontology annotation, molecular function: S-adenosylmethionine-dependent methyltransferase activity.
AUGGAGGAACAGCACCAGUCAGACCAUGAAGAAGACGGACGUAGCUGGGCAGGGGACUUUGAUCCCUUUGCUGACCCCGAGGAACGUCGGGUUCUUUUUGCCGCAUUUGACUCAUUCAGACAAUAUCGGCGAAAUGCUCAUCAGAACACCACGCAUCGCCGCCGACAGGCUUUCUACGCUUUACCAUCAGAACACUGGCAAAUGCUCUCGGAGCCCCCAUUCUCCAUCUUAGAUCAGUUCAACAAGGUCGAUGAUGCCAUCGAUACCAAUUCCGAGAUCGCAGAUGCGAUCCUUGCUGUUGGAUUAGACUCCUUCGGUCUCUCCGCCAAUCCAGACAAGGACGAUCCAACUCAGUACUGGCACGAGACCGCUACUUCAUCUGAUGUGAACAAAGCUCAUUCUACUAUCCGACAAUUCUAUCGCGACUGGAGUGCCGAAGGACGCGCGGAGCGCAAGGUAUGCUACGAUCCUGUCCUUGAGGAUCUCCGCAAUGAGUUCCAGGCUCGCCGCGACGCGGGCGAGGAAAUCCGGGUGUUAGUUCCUGGAGCCGGACUAGGCCGAUUAGUCUUUGAGGUCUGCUUGGCUGGAUUCGACGCGGAGGGUAACGAGAUCUCGUACCACCAGUUGCUUGCCAGCAGUUGGAUUCUCAAUCACACGAAUGGACCUCAGAUGCACGCGCUUCAUCCCUUUGCGCUACACUUUUCCAACUUGAAGUCUCGCGCACAGCAAUUACGGCGCGUCCUGAUUCCCGAUGUCCACCCGGGCACGGCUAUGGCGCAGGCUGAUCUGUCAGAUGACGCGGGUCGUCCGACGUUUGGGACAAUGUCCAUGACGGCGGCUGAUUUCGUGGUUCUUUAUAACCAGCCAGAUAACCAGGCGGCAUUCGAUGCAGUGGCCACUGUCUUUUUUAUUGAUACGGCUCCCAAUCUAAUUCGCCGGGGGGGACUCUGGAUCAAUGUGGGUCCCUUGUUAUGGCACUUUGAGGAUGGACAUCGUAAGGAGCAUCAUGAUGGAGACGCGACGGGGAUUGGCGAACCGGGUAAUGUGGAGUUGACAGAAGAGGAGGUCUUUGCACUCGUUACGCGGAUGGGGUUCCGAAUUGAGACACUGCCAGGAGAUCGGCAGUUGUGCGGUUAUAUCCAGGAUGAGGAGAGCAUGCUUCAAAACCUGUAUCAGCCGUCACAUUGGGUGGCUCGGAAAGUGGCUGAGGCUGACUGA